This is a messenger RNA of Chroicocephalus ridibundus (black-headed gull), 9589 nucleotides long. It is a transcript of the gene GPR26, whose product is annotated as G protein-coupled receptor 26. Gene Ontology annotation, molecular function: G protein-coupled receptor activity. Gene Ontology annotation, biological process: adenylate cyclase-activating G protein-coupled receptor signaling pathway. Gene Ontology annotation, cellular component: membrane. The transcript has 3 exons. The coding region runs from base 414 to 1427 and encodes 337 amino acids. The record is from RefSeq and is a predicted model, not a curated record. Lineage: Eukaryota; Metazoa; Chordata; Aves; Charadriiformes; Laridae.
GGAAAGAGAGCACAAUUCACUCGGUGAAUCGCUUGCGCGCUUGGGGCUGAUAAUUAGGGAUCUCAGGAGAGCAGUUCCUCAGAAUAACCUGCUCUCCUUCGAAUGGACUAAGUGGAGACAGUGGUUCAGUCCUGCUGAUAUUUUUUAAGCCCUCCUCGCGGUUUGACGGGCAUUCCCUGUGCUUUUGUGCGCGCCUCGGAAAGCGUUGACGUGGAAAGGAGCAGCGAGGAGGGGGAGGUUGGAGGAGAAAAAGAAAGAAAAAAACCAACCUGCAGCUCUUCUAAAAAUACGGAGGGCAUGCAAGAGUGCGAGCAGGCUGGGGAGGAGGGCGAGGUGAGGGCGCCUCGCACCAUGUUCCCCGGGUGCCGGCGUGGCGCAGUUUCGGAGAUGUCCCUCCUGUGACUGGACGCACCAUGAGCAUCUGGGAGGUGAUCCUGGCUUUCGUGGUGGUGGUGCUGAUGCUCGUGGCCCUCCUGGCCAAUGUGCUGGUGCUGCUGUGCUUCCUGUACAGCGCCGACAUCCGCAAGCAGGUCCCGGGAUUGUUCAUCCUCAACCUCACCUUCUGCAACCUGUUGAUGACUGUUUCGAACAUGCCCCUGACCUUGGCUGGGAUCAUUUACGAGAGUCAACCAGGAGGAGAUCAGAUCUGCCACAUUGUGGGCUUCCUGGAGACUUUUCUCACCACGAACUCCAUGUUGAGCAUGGCAGCUUUGAGCAUUGACAGGUGGAUUGCUGUGGUCUUCCCUCUAAGUUAUCACUCCAAAAUGAGGUACAGAGAUGCUGCGCUCAUGCUGAGCUACACGUGGUUACACUCGGUGUCCUUCCCGAUAGUGGCAGCUUCUCUCUCCUGGGUGGGUUUCCAUCACCUCUAUGCCUCCUGCACCCUGUACAACAAGAGACCGGAGGAUAGGACACAGUUUGUGAUUUUCACUGGGGUCUUUCACGCCCUCAGCUUCCUCCUCUCCCUUAUAGUCCUGUGUUUCACAUACCUAAAAGUGCUGAAGGUGGCACGGUUUCACUGUAAGCGGAUUGACGUGAUCACUAUGCAGACCCUGGUGCUGCUUGUGGACAUCCAUCCCAGCGUAAGAGAGCGUUGUCUAGAAGAACAAAAGAGACGGAGGCAGCGAGCAACAAAGAAAAUAAGUACCUUUAUUGGUACUUUUAUACUUUGUUUUGCACCUUAUGUAAUUACAAGACUUGUUGAAUUAUCCUCUGUGGUCCACAUCAAUUCCCACUGGGGAGUCAUUUCCAAGUGCUUAGCUUACAGCAAAGCUGUUUCAGACCCUUUUGUGUAUUCUUUGCUACGGCAUCAGUACAGGAAGACAUGGAAAGACAUCAUAAACAAGAUCCUCAAAAGAAGCUCCAUCAAUUCCUCUGCCCUCACGAGCGAAUCGCACAAUCGGAAUAUAUUGCAGCUGAACGAAUGAGGAGCUUGGUAUGGGACCUACAAGACACGUAAAACAAUAUAUGGGAAACAAAACUAACUGGCACAUCCCUAGUAGCUUUUCUCAGCUGUGAAGGUUUUGGGAGGCAGUCACGGACAGGUUGCAGCCCAGCUCGUGUCCCUCCAGUAGCCCACGUAACACCGAAGGGAGACAGGCUGCUCUGCACCUCCCGCCUCCACCUAAGAGUGUUAUUGCUAUGCGGUCCUGCAGGCUUCAAAAAUACAAAUCUCCCAUUGAUUUCCAUCAGCAAUUAGACAUGCAUAUAGGGUAAAAAGCUAGUCCUCAGCAGAAGGGCUCGUGAAAGUAAUGUGAGCAAACCGGUGCCAUCAUAAGAUUAUUCUAAAAAGCUGCACAGGAAUAUUUGUGCUGGAUUUUUCACUGGCUACAGGUAAGGCUCCCUUUGAUGGGGUCGCCAACCUGGCUUUACAAAAACAACCCCAACUUAGAUGCUUGAGUAGGUCAUGUAUAGAACAACUCUUAAUAGGAAAAGCUUAAUAAAAAAAUCUUUACCCAGAUACUCGUACAGUGUCCAACAUAGAUUUCAACCACUUCUGAUACAUAUUUACGUAUUUUUCGAACAAUCCUGUAGAACUGAAUGAAGAGAAAAAUCACUUUUGAAGUAUGCUACAGGUUGGAUUCAGCCAUAUCUUCUCUAAGUAGCUUCCACAGAAUCCCAUUAAUUUUCUCCCCGUUAAAUUUCAGAAAAGUAAAAAUGGUAGACAGGAUGGAAAGGUCAGGAUGCCUCCUGCCUACUUUCCGGUAUAUCUGAGCUACAAAGAGAGGGAUUUUGCCCAAAGCUGCAGAACUGGGCCCUGUGCCAAGGCAGGAAAAAAAAUAAUAAUAUUUUUCUGAAGUGUUAUUAAUCGUGCUUUUUUUCAUACAGAUAUGUUAUUUCAAGGAAAAAUGAGCCCAAAGCUGAGUUUAAAAGCACCGUUUCCAAAGCAAGUGGGGCGGAAAUAGUAGAUCCCCUCCCCACUAUGAAAGUGCAGCCAAUAAUCUAAAUCCACAUCUGAACAUGCAAAUCUCAGGAGGUUUCAAUAUAGAUCUUUCUAGCACUAGAUUGUAGCUCUGCAAAAGCUGCAAAAUCUGUAACUCUGCAAAGUUAUUAACAUUUACCCCGCAUUCAGUUCAUCCUGCAGCUAACAUAGGUCUAAAUGCCAGUAAAAUUUUCAAAACCAGGACAAUCCUACAUGUCACGUUAAUUCAGACCCUGCCACAGUAUCUUGCUUUUUGUAAAUGUUAUUUAGUUCCUUGUAAGUACAGCUACAGCUGUUAGAUGGCUUCAUAAUGGUCAUGUAGACACGUGAUGCUGAAGCCAUCCUCCAGUGACUCAUGAAGAAUUACUUUCCUUGGUAGUUUUCAGUGACUUCUCUCUCAAUUCAGUGAAAACGCUAUGAAAUGAGACAGUUCUUCAGGAGUUUUCUUAUUAAUUAAGGCAUAGAAUAUGAAGAGCAAUAACUGCUCAGUUGUCAUUUCUGUUGUUACGAUUUUUAGGAAGAAUCAAUUUCUAAACCAUCUUGCAUUAAAAAAGCGUUGUCAUCCUCAUAAAUUCUUAAAAUUAUUUUCAAACUCUUGGUUUCAAAGGCUUCACACUUAUACUUUGAUUGGCAAAAGACGUACUACCGAUUCUGACCUUAAUUCUGCACGCGUUAUUCUCCAAUAAGUGACUUAAAGUCCAUAAGGCAGCUGCAAGUUAACAUCAGAAAUGAAAUUAAUUUUUGCUGGGUAGAUCAAGAAAGUCCAGUGGCCAUAAAGUACACACUUUCCUUCGUGAGGUUAAAUGGCAAAUACAUGCCUAGAUGUUGAAUAAUCUUGGUUAAUUAGGCUUCAUGCCUAAUAAAAGCUGACAUAACGGGCUAUCCUCGCUCAUAUUCUGACUGUCAAUACCACAGUUAGAAAAUAUGGUCAGAACCACGUUGAGAAAGUAAGGCCCCGAGUAUUAAAAAUGUGGGAUUACUUUUAGGUUGCCAUCUCCUGUGUCCACCAAGCGAAGCCAGCUUUUGGUGCCUAUAGCUCUGCCGAAUCCCUGAUAGCAAAGGUUGAUGAGAUAAAUUAUUAUGUUCCCCAUCACUUUUGCUAAAUGAUCAAUAUGUCAUUUUGCAAGCACUAGCAUGCUCCGUUUUGCAAGCUCUUUGAGAGAACAGGCGUUAUAGCAACGACAAUUUCCUUCAUCCCUUGCAAAAAGCCUCCUCUGCUGAAGUUCCUGGCCAGUGGGUCAAAGCCCAGUGAGGUAACUCGGAGAGGGGCUUCACCCCAAAGUCACGGGAUGGGGGGUAACACCUCAGUGGCCAGUGGGGAGAGCCUUCCCUUAGCCCACGCUCUGGCAUGGUACUACAGCUGCGAGGAACCAUCUUAAUCCAUAAAGUCAUGUCCUCACCUGCUUUAUAACUGAAAGAAUUAAUAUAACGAAGAUCAUCAACUACCAUAUAAAUAAAAAUCGUCAGCUGAACUAUUCGUUUUAGUUAUGACACAACAGCACGACUAGAAUAAAACAUACACACAAAUAUAGUCCCACAAUUUAAGCAAGUGUUUACAACACUGCGGUCAAAAUUAGCCCUUAGCCAGAUUAAAUAGCCUACCUCAUUUUAAUCAUUUUACUUUUUAGGCUUAACAUCAUUUUCUCAGGUGCCAUAGGUAAAACCUAGUUCAAUACUUGUUUCUUAAGAAAGUCAGGUCAUUUUGAUGACUCGAUUGUAUCAUAAUACAGAAUAUUAGAAAGUCGAUUAUUGGUGAGCUUUACAAGGUAAAAAGCUCUAUAUCAGAAUGCUAUACGUUUUACUAAGACCCCUCUUAUCUAAGUAAAUUGCAACAGGAUCAUUGUUAAAGUCCACAGCUGUUGUCAACUAACACAUGGGGCUGCUGCCAAAGUCAAUGGGGGGUUUGUAUGUCGAUAAACCUAGCCCCAGAAGGAUUUCAAAUUUUAAAUCAAUUUUUCAGAUAGAGUAAGAUAAUUUCCCAGAAAAAAACCCCCAAACCAUUGUAAAUUUAGGACGGCUAGUAAAAGAUGGAGAAGAAAACAGCAUUGGACUUGUCUCAUUAUCCUUGUGCAUCACAGUCACUCAGUGGCCGAUUUAUGUGUCACCAUGAGCAAUAAAUCUCUCCCCUUGUAUGUGUUUAAAAAUUUGUCUGUCUUUCAUGGUGCCUUUCUUCUAGAAUUAAUCUUAUAACAGAGAAUAAAUAUAAUUUCCCCUUACUUACAUCGGCUUUCUGACACAUUGUCAUAUUUCUACCAUUUGAAGCAAGCGAGAGUUGUAAAUGCCGGUGCUUGACAAACUGGCUCCGUACGCAAAAUAGCAGCAACACCCGAACGUUUCCUGAUGACGUUUUGUAAGAUACUAGAAAUAUGAUACUGUGGCUCAUGAAGUGCGAGAUAUUCAGCUGAAUUCUUAUAGGCAACUGCCAAAAUUUUAAAAAAUGUAUGUCUAAGUGAUGAAUGUAGAUAUGAGUAACUAUUUGUCUGCUGAGUAUUAUAUGUACUAUACGACACUUUCACUUGAGUGAGUUAGAAUAACGAUGGCAAACGUCCUGCACAAUGCUUUAGUAUCUCUGAUCACGAAGCGGAACCGUUCUCUUGUCUAACACAAAUGCGCGUGUGUGCGGGGGCGGGGGCGGGGGGGAAAGGAUUUUCCAUUUGUUAUUUAAAUAUUUUUGAAAAAGUUUGUAAAGUGUGGCUACGAUGUGUGCCCAAAAUACGGAACUGCAUGUGCAAAUAUUGUGCAGCUGCUUCGGCAAUAUGCAGUUUUCUGUUUGUUGGUGUCCGCGAUCCAUAUGCAAUAUCUAUUUCUCACACGCAUGUUCAAUUAACAUUUUCUUCGUGUCUUGUAAAUUUGGCAGGCAGAACAUCGGCAGAUGAUUAAGAGAAUUUAGUCCACUAUGUCAUUUUGCGGAUUCUGAGCUUUUUCCUCUGUUCAUUUUACUGGUAUUUAUAUAAUCUCAGAGCCCUAACUGUGAACUAGGAUCCUGGGCUUUGUUGUGGUUUUGAGCCAGUUUGAAUGGAAAGAUUUGAGAAAUUGCAAAAACUAGCAGAGUUUAUUGAGCAAAUAACAAGUACCAGGUCUUCUCCUGACAUAAAUCUGCAUAAGAGUUGGUUGUUUCACCUGAGAAUCGGGUCCCAUUAGAUAAUUACACCCAGGUUUUAUAGAUCUGUCCUCUAGACGUGUAGGAGCCUGUUUUCAUGGUAUUUACAAAUGGAAAGAUGUAAACAGGAUUUAGGGAGUUCCUCAUGUGCCUGUGUGCCCGCUUGCAACGUCAGGCAACCACAUGGCUCUUCUCUAAAUAAUAAUAAGAAAUACUCUUCGGGUAAAAGACCCCAACAAGCUGUUUUCAGUAGCCCUCAAUCAGACUUUUUAUAACCUCUCUUAUUUCUGAAAAAAAUCAAAUUUAGCUAUUGAGAAAGUUCCAGACAAAUCCUUAUGAAGCCUGACGACUGCUGCAGCAGUAGCCACGCAUAUCACAGCGUCACACACCAGCCGAGGGUGGAGGGGACCACUGGAGGUUGUCUUGCCCAGCCCCCAAGAGGCACAUCACUGCCUCUCGCUGUAGUUUACCGCCUCGAUUUUGUUCAUGCAUCUGUUUGCUCUACUUCAGGUCAACAAUACAAUCUUCCCGGAAAGAAUUUUUUUUUUUUUUUUUUUUUUAUAAUUUUGGGAGGACAUCUUAGACUUAACUUGCAAACCAGCUGCAUCAGAACAACUUUAGAGGUUAUGAAAGUGGGGCAGAAAUAGAUCUGAAUGGAAGGCCAAGGGUCAGGAAGGCUGGGAACUGUAAACUGGCUUUGCUGCCGUUGCAAUGACGUGUUACGCUGGCUGCAAUGGGCUUUUCCUAGAGACCUAUUUCCACGCUGAGAUCUCUCCAGGUCUCUCAGACAUCCUCUUACCUCAAAGAGAAAGGUAAACUUUCUGUCAAAGCCCAGUAGCCACCCCAGAGUGGUCUGAGGCUACAAGAACAGCACAGCCUCCAUAGGAGGACCCUUAUUGGGUUGGGAAGACUCUAAUAGUUUUCAGAUGGGCUAUAUGGAAACUACUGACAUUGUUUGAAUGAGGAUAAACCACCUACACCUGGAUGAGCCUAACCGUAGGAGACUGUCUAAUUCGUAAAGCCCUGGAGGUCUAGGUAACUUGCAGAAAGUAAUUUUUUUCUUGACUUUACAUGCCUAAGGUUUCAUAGUUCCCUUACCCCUCUUAAUCCUAAAUGAAGAAGGCUCUGAGGGCUCUGAAAUAUCAUAGAAUGGUUUGGGUUGGAAGGGACCUUAAAGAUCAUCUCGUUCCACGCCCCUGCCCUGGGCAGGGACACCUCCCACCAGACCAGGCUGCUCCAAGCCCCGUCCAGCCUGGCCUUGAACCCCUCCAGGGAUGGGGCUGCCACAGCUUCUCUGGGCAACCUGGGCCAGGGGCUCACCACCCUCAGAGUGAAAAAUUUCUUCCUGAGAUCUAAUCUAAAUCUCCCCCCUUCCAGUUUAAAACUGUUACCCCUUGUCCUAUCAUUACACUUCCUGAUCCAGAGUCCCUCCCCAUGCUUCCUGUAGGCCCCCUUUAGGGACUGGAAGGGGCUCUAAGGUCUCCCUGGAGCUUUCUGUUCUCCAGGCUGAACAACCCAAACAUGUGCAGUGAAUAUCUUUGAAACAACCCUUUGGAAAUUAUUUGCUUUUUACUAGUUAGAGCUGUCUUCUCCCCACGUUCAAUGUUCUUUUGAUUAAAUGACGCCUAAAAGAAAAGCCAGGGACUUCACACCUAUUUCAGCUCAUAGUUACUUGACCCUAAUAAUCACUAAAUAUUCCAGCACAUCACAUUCAGCACAGAAAGCUCAGUUAGAUCCUGAUGCCACGGCCGCUUCGUGUUUGCUUCAGCGGGUAGUCCUGGAUACUUAGGGCUAAGCAUAGGCUUACGUGUUUGCUUCUGUGUUUGCAGAACCAGGGAUGCUAUCUUUGUCACCCGAGCCUGAAUAAGUGAAAACAAUAACAUUUUAGCCUUAAAGCUUUUUUUUUUUUUUUAAAUUUGCUUUUUAUGCUUUCAGCAUUCAGUACGUAUGUCAAAAACCUUUUGAUGGGUGAAGUUUCUUUAGGAAAACCAUCCUGCUCAAAAAAGGCAGCUGUCCCUGUCGGGGGGUAUAAAAGUUUACACGGAGAAAAGAGCUGCUGCAGUCUUUGUAAAAUGUCUGUUCCUUACCUGUAGUCCUGGUGUGUAUCAUGUAAAUAUGUAUUUAGGAUUGUUGGUUUUUAAGUAAAUAAUGCUGAACUAGAGAGGUUGCUAUAGUUUACCAUAAAUGUCUAUAUUUAUAAGAAAGAUGAUGAGCCCUACAGACUGUAAGUGCACUUCGGAAACGCGCGUAUCGAGAAGCCAAUGCAUCAGGUGUAUGACAGCAUGCACGCGGGGUAAAUGCAGAGUAAAAUAUGAGGUUUUGGUUGAAGAAAUACUAUUGCACAUGGUUUCAAUGUACCCAAAGGCACGAGUCCACACGGUUAUUAAUAAUCUACAAAGAUGUAUUAGGAAAAAGAUCUCCAGUUGGAGUUAUGACUGAAUACUAGAAAAUCGUUUUCUAGUCACUGUAGUUAUACAAUCAGAGCUUCAAAGCGAAUCUUUUUUAAAAAUCACACAAAUAGCAAAAAAUUGAAAGCCACCAUCCUCCUGGGAUUCGAUCCAGAAAGAGUUCCCGAGGAAAAAGAAGAGCAGUGCUUUCGAAUGAGAUGCCUGUUCAUCCUGGUGAGAUACUGGUGGGCAUGCAACGUGGCCCAGGGUGCAAAGUUGGCCACAGCCUUCCUGUUGUUGACCACCAUGGGUAGUCCUGUUUUGUUACAUUACACUAGCUUGAGAUCUCGGACAAAACAAAACAAAAAAACCCUGUUAUGUAUCAAAGCGGUCUACAUUCUGAUAACGAAACGCUUGCACAAAGACGGCCAAUUUCUACUCCUCCUGCUUUGCUAAUGUGAUCAAUGAGCAACAGAGAAAAAAAAUGAAAGAAAUCUCAUGAGUUGAAUGACUUCCGUUAGGAAAAAAAUAUCAGUAAAAUACUCGGUGCCCGUUGGUCACACCGUAAACAUGUGACAAGGCUGGGGACAAGCUCUCCAUGCUCUGCCAUCCAGCCCGAUCUCACUCAAGUAAAAAUAAGCCACCUGCAUCAGCCAGGGUAAGGAAACCAUAGGGCUUCCCAGAUAAGACAUUUGAAAAAUCAUUAUCACGGAUUGCCUUGGAAAAUAGAUAACUAAAAGGUGCCUUGAUUUACCUUCAUUUAUACACAGGGCAUUUUUCUAAACCUCAGAUUUUUUUCACAGUGUUUUUAUUUUCUGAAGAUCAUUUUAGGAUAAAAAAAUCCCAUCUAUUUGGCAAGCACUAAUCAUUCCCUUCUGAAUUCUUGCAGGAAUGUAAUGUAUUGCCAAUCUCUCCACACACAGUUAGAUACAAACAUUUUCCCCUAGGUUAGAUUAUUAGAUGAUUAUUUGUUUUUAAAAAAUUGUUAGGGACUGGUUUUGCGAAUCCUUGCUGUAAGGACAGUGGGGUUGCCUGGAUGAGUAAGGACCAUUCAUAUAAUGAGAGGUAUAAAAGGUCUGGCCUGUGUAUUUAAACUUUUUUGUUUUGUUUUGCAAAUAAUGGAAAUAGAUGGUUUCCUAUUUCUAAAAGCACCUAGCCAGUUUGAAGAAAGAUAGUUCCGAAAGGACGUUAAUAAUAGCUGCUGUAGAUAGGGCAUGUUUUGAUUAUGUUGUUAUAAAUAUACCACUAUAAUUUAUUGCAUUUUACUUUUUGUGUAUAACAAUGGGAUGUAAUUGCAGGGGCUAUUUAUUUAGGAAAAAAAAUGGCAAUAUAAAUCUUUCUAAAUUGCACGGACAGGGAGAUGCACAAACCAAUUUGCAAUGACAACGUGCCCAAGAGUGCCAUGGGUUAACAUGGACUUUAGGGUCCCGGGUAAGCUGAACUGCAACAACUCCCAACAGGUAUUUCAGAGAUACAGACUAAUUCAUGUGAAGGCAGAUACAUAAAAUUCUGCUAUAUUAGUACCUCUAGUUUAAAGGAAUACAAUAAAAUCCAGUUUAAACCUGACUCCUUCAAAUUUUUGAAUAAUGGGGCCUGUGCUGUCUAUUCUGUUUACAAUGGCUUGUGCUUUGUGAAUACAUAUCAAAUGUUGUCAUAUAUUUUUAUUACAUAGAGUUAAUG